AUGACGACCUUAGGAGUCUCGACUGCCCUUGUCAUCUUCGCAGGUUCGUUGCAAGGAGCUCGGGCACAGGCGACCUGCAAUUCGACCAGUCCAUGUGGGUCUGAUGCGCCUUGCUGCUCCGAGUUCGGGUUCUGUGGGUCGGACGAUUUCUGCCUUGGCGGCUGCAACCCACUGGCCUCUAAUACCCUCGACUCUUGUCUCCCUAACCCGGUUUGCAAGGAUGCCACGUACACUUUCCCGGAUCUCUCGCGUGUUUUCUCGAACGGGAGCUUAUUUGAUGGCAACGCCAGCGCCUACGACUUCAUCGUGGACAAAGGCAACAUUAUGAACACUAACCAAUCCGGCGGCGAACUUGCUAUGCUUCUGACGGAGGAUAACGGUGGAACAAGGCUUUCUUCCACUCGUUACAUGCAAUAUGGCACUGUUAGUGCGAAGCUGAAGACAGGACGCUGGGGCGGUGUUGUCACCGCGUUCAUCACGAUGUCCAACAUCAGGGACGAAAUCGACUGGGAGUUCCCCGGAAAUACCACUACCGAAGGACAGACCAACUACUUCUGGCAGGGAUACGUUCCGGAUCCCAACAAUGGAAAGACGAUUGGCAACCUCACGGACACCUUCAGUAACUACCACGAGUACACCAUCGACUGGCAACCCGACGUCUUGACGUUCCUCAUCGACUCCAAGCCCGUGCGCACGCUCAACAAGAAUGACACACUCGACGCGCAGGGCGUCGCGCACUAUCCCAUGACGCCCGCCCGCGUGCAGCUCAGCAUCUGGCCCGCCGGCUUGAACAGCACGUCCGCCGGCACGGUGGCAUGGUCUGGUGGUCUGAUCGACUGGAACGACCCGGACUACGUCGCAGCCGGCCAUUUCUAUGCGCUCGUGUCCGAGGUGAGCGUUAAGUGCGCGAACGUGUCCGGCGAGGGCGCAAACGUCACCUCGUACGUCUACGGCGCCAAUUCGACCGCGUUCACGCCCAGCAUCUCGUUCUCGAACCAGUCGACCCUUGUCAAUGGCGCGAUGGAUGCGGUGCGGCUUCCGGUCUGGACCGGCGUCAUGCUCGCGGGCUUGUGGGUUGUUGCGACUCAACUUAUUUGA
Molecule: messenger RNA, 1098 nt
Organism: Punctularia strigosozonata HHB-11173 SS5
Lineage: Eukaryota; Fungi; Basidiomycota; Agaricomycetes; Corticiales; Punctulariaceae
Product: glycoside hydrolase family 16 protein
Exons: 11
Coding region: 1-1098 (365 amino acids)
Biological process (GO): carbohydrate metabolic process; fungal-type cell wall organization
Cellular component (GO): fungal-type cell wall
Molecular function (GO): glycosyltransferase activity; hydrolase activity, hydrolyzing O-glycosyl compounds
Source: RefSeq, a predicted model, not a curated record